Molecule: messenger RNA, 889 nt
Organism: Morone saxatilis (striped sea-bass)
Lineage: Eukaryota; Metazoa; Chordata; Actinopteri; Moronidae
Product: TBC1 domain family member 12-like
Exons: 6
Coding region: 1-603 (200 amino acids)
Source: RefSeq, a predicted model, not a curated record
AUGGCGGAGAUGAAGGAAGCCCAGAGGAAGAAGCGUCAGAUGAAGGAGAGACACAGACAGGAGGACAGCAUCUCCAACGCCAUGGUCAUCUGGAACACAGAGAUCCUGCCACACUGGGACACCAUGAAGGGAACGAGGCGGGUCAGGGAGCUCUGGUGGCAGGGACUUCCUCCCAGUGUCAGAGGAAGGGUGUGGAGCCUCGCCAUCGGCAACGAGCUCAACAUCACACCAGAGCUGUAUGAGAUCUUCCUGUCCCGAGCCAAAGAGAAGUGGAGGAGUUACAGCGAAACUAGUUCAGUCAACGACAGUGAGAGUGAAGGGGCGUCUCUGGCUGACAGAGAGUCCAGUCUGGACCUCAUCAAACUGGACAUUUCCAGAACCUUUCCCUCUCUCUUCAUCUUCCAGAAGGGCGGUCCCUACCACGACCUCCUCCACAGUGUACUGGGGGCUUACACCUGUUACAGACCAGACAUUGGCUACGUGAGUUUGCUGUUUUUUCCACCAUCAACACUAACAGUCGAUGUUCAGGUGUUUACAGACAGAAUUGAACUUACUGACAAUUUUAUUGUCUUUACAUUGAGACAUUUGGUGUCCAGCAUUUAGGCCUGGUUAUUGUUUCAAUACCAGUUGAGAUAGAUUGGUCAUUGGAUAAAUGAUUUUAUUUUCAAAUUGUUGUCAAAUGUUUUUUUUUUCCUUUUCAACAAAACACAUUUUUCAUCAACAAAAGAAGCCAAAAAUCAAAUCAAUCAAAAAACAGGAACGAAAUAAGUUAGUAGUUUCGACCCAUCCGUAGCAGAAACAAUGGCGGCUCGCCUGCUCACACACAAUCUCGUUACAGCUAAACAGUACACUAAAAUAUGUUUGUGAACAGAUUUGAGGAGAGAAAUAG